AUGGGGAAGUGUCAGUCCAAGCACCGUGAGACGCGGGCGCGGCGGGCGGCGGGCGGGCGCGGCCACUCACUGUCCCCUCCCUCCCCCCCGCGCCCCGGCCGCACCGCGGCCGCUGCAGCCCCCCAGCGGAGAGAGAGCCCCGAAGGGGACAGCUUCGUGGUGUCCGUGUUCGCGAGUGGCCGCAAAGGCACGGAGGACGCAGAGCGCAACACUGGCAGCAAGCAGGGGCUGCCCGGCGGGGACCCGAAGGAGGGGCCUUUCUGCGAGGACCGGUGUCCCCUCGAGGUGGUGCUCCCCCCGGAGAAGGCCGAGGGCCGUGAGGGCACAGGACCGAUCUCCAGUGUGGUCAAUGCAGAGAGAGCAGCAAGCCGGGAGGGCCCACGAGGGCCAGGCAAGAAGCACCUCAACAUUGAUGGGCUGCAGUGUGACGUCUCUGUGGAGGGGGACAGCCACCAGGAGUGGACGUUCACGCUCUACGGCUUCGACCACAGCGGCAAGGCCACCAGGGAGGACAUGUCCAGCCUGGUGCACACCAUCUACGAGGCCAUCGAUGCCUCCGUGAGCCACUCGUCUGGCAGCAGCAGGACCCUCCGUGUGAAGCUGACCGUCAGCCCUGAGUCUCUCAGCGAGAGGAAGGAGAGUCCCCCCACAGGCCAGGACCGGGAGCCCACUCGCUGCAGGAUGGAGGCCGAGCUCACCGGGGACCCCGGGGGGGCCGACAAGAGGCCGUCCGCACACGCCAGGAGGCCCGGCGCCGACCCCCACCCCUGCUGCGAGCGCGGCCCAUACUGCGUGGACGAGAACACCGAGCGGAGAAAUCACUACCUGGACCUGGCUGGGAUCGAGAACUACACAUCUAGGUUUGGACCCGGGGCGCCGCCGUCACAGGCCAAGCAGGAGCACCUGGGCAAGGCCACACACCCCCCGAGCAGGUCCCGCUCCCAGGAGGCAGACACGCGCACUGCACUCCAGCGCCGGUCCCAGGUGCUGGCCGACCACCCGCUGCUGGCCACAGAGCCCGCCGUCAGGGCCCUGGGCGUGCAGCCCCGGUCGAGGGGGCAGGAGAAGCAGCUUCUCAAGCCCCCCAGGGGCUCAGGGCGGCCACCUGGGGCGCCGGGCACAGGCAAGCCCGGGAGAGCCUUCGGCUGCCCCCCGCCGGCUGCCCCGCCCCAGGCCCCCCAGGACGGCCGCCGCCUCCCGCAGCCCCCACCACAGCCCUACGGCCACAGGCGGUCCUGGCGGAAGAGCAGGGAAGUCCACUCACCGCCCAACGCGGCGCUCGGCCAGUCCGCGGCGCUGGAGCACGGGGUGGUGCGGGACCUGCCGCCCAUGCUGGUGGGGGAGGGCUGUGCGGUGCCCGUGGUCCACCACCACGAGCACCACCACCACCACGAGCACCACCACCACCACCACGCAUCCUAGCGCGUGGCACGCACCCGCCGGGCAGGGCCUCCACGGAGGCGCCCGACGGCCGCUGCUGGGAGGGCUGCCGUCUGCCCCUGCUGCCCUCCGCAAGGACAC
Messenger RNA from Neomonachus schauinslandi (Hawaiian monk seal), 1521 nucleotides. RefSeq names its product NKD inhibitor of WNT signaling pathway 2 (gene NKD2). Gene Ontology annotation, biological process: negative regulation of Wnt signaling pathway. NCBI's taxonomy places the organism in Eukaryota, Metazoa, Chordata, Mammalia, Carnivora, Phocidae. The record is from RefSeq and is a predicted model, not a curated record. The coding region runs from base 1 to 1422 and encodes 473 amino acids. Gene Ontology annotation, cellular component: cytoplasm. The transcript is spliced from 9 exons.